GAUGGCGGAGGUGAGAAAAACCCACGACAUCAUAGUAAUACAUAUUGACGAUUGACUGAGACAAAUCAAGAGCAAGAGUUUACCAGACUAGCAGUAGAUAGAUGCUGAGACAUGAAAGACGACGAGUGUGUAAAUUUAUAUUUCUAUGCACAAUCUUACUCACCUAUAAAGCAAGUGCAAUGACAGACCAAAUGUCCAGUCUGGCGCUCCCAGAGCAUCAGUCCAGUUAUAGAUUCCGCAGUCAUCUUGCUAGAACAGUUUACCAGCGCAUGCUCGAGGACAGGCAGCACAGAGACAACGACCACAGCUCGUGGUAUCAGUUUAACCAGCAGAGGCUGAGCAAGGAGAUGUGUGACAUGUUCUUACAGACACACCAGGACCCAGAAACAUGUCAGUUCCUAGAGAACUGCUUCAACAAGGCAGACUCCAUCUUUACACAGCUGGCUCACACUCUGGCCAAGUCAGUGCUUACAUGGUUUAUGACUCAGACUGAUGCUAAUGGGUUACUGAGGAGAGGGUCCAUGUUUGUAUUUUCCAAGCAACAGUUUCAAGAUCUUCUGGAUAUUGAUGAAAGCUGGAAAGCAGCCACACUCCUGGAUCUAGGUGCUGGAGAUGGUAAAGUAACAGAGAAAAUGCAGAAUCAUUUUGAACAGGUGUAUGCCACUGAAGCGUCUUCCCCCAUGAGACAGAGACUCACUGAGCUGGGCUAUACCCUACUGGAUAUAGAUGAGUGGCACAAUAACAGUGUCCAGUAUGAUGUCAUAAGCUGCCUUAACCUACUGGAUCGCUGUGAUCGUCCAAUGACACUGCUCCGAGAUAUACACAAAGUACUAAAACCAGGCACGGGGCGCCUUAUUGUGGCAACAGUGUUCCCUUUUAGUCCUUAUGUUGAGUACAAUCAAGAUCACAUUCCUGCAGAAUACCUCUACAUCCAGGGGAAAACCUUCGAGGACCAAGUCACCAGUUUUGUAGAAGACAUCUUUAAACCAGUAGGAUUCAAGUUACUGAAGUUUACCAGGCUUCCAUAUCUGUGUGAGGGCGAUCUGAACUCUUCCUUCUAUGUACUGGAUGAUGCUGUGUUUGUAUUGGAACGUUUAUGAUAAUACCAGACUGCUGGUUUUACCCUGUGUUUCAAUACCUAAUGUAACCCUGUAUUAUCAUUUUCAUAUCAUCUUCACAUGUGCAUAAUGCUCACGUUAGCAGGGAUAUGUGGGAACUUUUCAGUGAAGAAGCUGACUGGCAUCAUUCUUAAACACAGGUUAGCUGGUGGACAAAUUUUUGGAAAUUUUGUUUAGAAAGUUCAGGAGGCUGCCACAUCUGUGAAAGAUGAACCUUAUUCCUAUCUCUUCUUUGUGUUCAUUAAUGGUCAUGCAUUUGUUCAGACAUUUUUGUGUCACUGUAUUCUGUAACAGUUCGAAAUUAUAAUGUCAGUCAAUGAUGGUCACUUAAAAAGCCUGAAAUUAAGUACUAGUUCUAACAGUUCUUUUGAAAUGUGCCAGAUAAAUUUUGAUUGGUAUGUUGGAGCUUGUGAAAGGAGUAAAACCAGUAGGGUAAUUAUGUUAAGACCAAUCAAUCUGGUGGGAUCCAUAAACUGUACUGCUCAUAGUAAAAAUUCAUGAGAAUUGAAGCAAGGUAUGGAAGGUUUAUUCUGUUACUGAUUUACCUUGUGAUUUACAGUAAUUCGUGAUCCAUAUUUGAAAAAAAGGGUAAGAAAAUCAUGAAUGCACAUUUACAUGUUUGGAUAAUGGCAGUCUGCAGUCUUGAACUUGGCCUCUUGACAAAUGCCUGACUGAGUAUAACAGAAGUGUUGUCAGUGAAACUUUGUAAAUUUGUACAAUUCCUUGCCACUUUUUAUUAUUCACUUUCGGGAAUGAUACGGUCAUUUAAUGAAAAAGUAAAAAAAUAUGCCAUGCGUCCAGGGGGCUGCCUAGGCCAAUGAUAUUUUUGGUUUUCAAAAAGAUGGAAAUACUCUGAUAGAAAAAUCUCAUCCUUGCAUUUUCUUUGAUGUUUUGGGGCAAUACAUUCUUGGCCCAUGGCAGCUCAAAAGUCCAGUUAGCUGAAAAUUUUUAGGACAUAUUUAUAUAGUUUGUUAUUUAAUUUAUGUAUCCUUUUGCAAAAGAUGUAUUAUUUCAGUAUUUUCCAGAAUGGUAAAGUUGAAAAAGUGCAAUAAAGGCUGUGGCUAGUUGGUUGUCAGAGUAAAUGAACAGUAUAUGUAAAUGAUCCGUUUUAUAUUUUAUUAGGCAUGUAUAUUAUAACCCUUUGCUUAGUAAUCAUGUAUCUGCCAAAAGUAUUCAUAAGUAAUUUCAGAUGACCGAUUCCAGUUUUGUUGAAAAUUUGUAUUUCUAGUGCAACUGCUUUGUUCAACAUUCAUAUUGUAAAGGACUUUAAGGGGUUUUUUUAAUCAAGUCAAUUUUUUCUUUAAUACUGGUUUUUAUUUUAUUUUUAAAUUAUGCAUUUUGCAAUCAUAGCAUAUUAAUUGCAUAUUUUAAAUAGAACUAGAUACAGUUUGGUUUGAACUGGUAAUCUCCAAAGUUUUAUGCUAGUGUUUCAGACCUCAGCAGUUUAUAUUUAUUUUGGAUGAUAAGUGAGUACUUUAUUUCAAUUGUCUCAUUAAGUAACAUGUUUUUGUAAGACUAUCAAAGGAAAUGGAAAUCCCCCAUGAGAUACCCUGAAAUGUGACUUUAAAUUUGUGUACUGCUUGAGUGAAGCUUUUAAAAAACAAGGGUUAAUCUCUUAAGCACCAGGAAUGUAGUCUAAGAAAAUAAUGCUAAAGUAACACACAAACAUGGUGAAUACACAAAGUUUAUGCAAAAGGCUGUAACAUCACUGUAAUAGAUUUUCCCCUCAUUCUUAAAAGAAGAAACAACUAGAAAAAUA
This is a messenger RNA of Lingula anatina, 2877 nucleotides long. Its product is annotated as protein-L-histidine N-pros-methyltransferase. NCBI's taxonomy places the organism in Eukaryota, Metazoa, Brachiopoda, Lingulata, Lingulida, Lingulidae. Gene Ontology annotation, molecular function: protein-L-histidine N-pros-methyltransferase activity. The record is from RefSeq and is a predicted model, not a curated record.